Molecule: messenger RNA, 729 nt
Organism: Owenia fusiformis
Lineage: Eukaryota; Metazoa; Annelida; Polychaeta; Sabellida; Oweniidae
Source: the annotation of a GenBank genome assembly
ACAUAUGCACUUACUAAUUAGUUUUCUUAAGGUACUUUAGAAUAAAUUAAAUAAGUUAUCAAGAAUCAUAUAAUGUCAUAGUAUGUCAUUAUCUUUAACGGAACAAUAUUUUUGUUGAUUUAUUAAUUAUGGGGUGUGUGGAAAGUAAAACAGGAAAAGUUGAUUUAUGUGAUGACGGCACAAUUAAUGCAAAGUAUUUAAGGCGGUCAUUAAGCUCAGAAUAUACCGAACAAUUGAAUAAUGAACUUAAAAAGAAACUAGAAGCUAGAAAUGAUAAUGCUCAGCAUGGGAAUGAUAAUGCAGCAUUUAUAUUUGAACAUGAGGAUGAACAUGUGUAUGAUCUAGCAGAUGGUGAUGAUACUGAAGAGUCAAGCCCAGUACAGAUAGGUUUCAGCUUAGAGACAAUACAUGAAGAGCCUCAUGGCCAUAGUGAUCAAGAAGAGCACAGUACAUCUCAUAAAAGUCCCUAUGAGAUAGACAAAACAAAAAAGUCUGGAAUAGUACAGGACAAAUCUGAAAAUUGUACAUCUAAAGGAAAUUGUGCACGUUACAUCAAACAUAAAGUUGGUCAGACUCUUAGUUCAGUUAACGACUCCAAAAAGAUUAGUACAGAACCUACAAGUGAUUUGCUAGCAAGUAUAAGUCUUCCUUGUAAGCAAGAUAGUGCAUCAACUAAAGUUGAUAUUACCGAGGAUGUCCUUGAUCAGGAUCACACUACAGAGAUGUCAA